Messenger RNA from Papilio polytes (common Mormon), 1433 nucleotides. RefSeq names its product zinc carboxypeptidase-like. The transcript has 6 exons. Bases 27 to 1403 code for a protein of 458 amino acids. The record is from RefSeq and is a predicted model, not a curated record. Gene Ontology annotation, biological process: proteolysis. Lineage: Eukaryota; Metazoa; Arthropoda; Insecta; Lepidoptera; Papilionidae. Gene Ontology annotation, molecular function: zinc ion binding; metallocarboxypeptidase activity.
UUUAAUAUAGUGCACGCGUAGCUAAAAUGAGGUUAAGUUGUUUAUUAAUAUUAUGUGGUUGCGUAAUUGUUAGUUCAUAUAAGAGUUAUGAAAACUAUAAAGUGUAUAAUGUAGUUCCAACAACCGAUUUCCAUGUUCAGAUUUUAAGUGAUUUAAGAAAGGAUGGAUAUGAAUACUGGACGGAUGUUAUUGCUGUUGGUAGCAACGUCAGGAUUAUGGUGCCACCAAAUAAGGACGAUGAAUUCGUAGGUUACUGCAAGACAGUCGGAUUGAAUCCAGUUGUCAGCAUUAGCAAUGUACAAAAAUUAAUCGACGACCAAUUAAAACCUCAUGGACAGAUCGAUCGUAGCAACAGUCUCGGGUCUCUUAGCUGGACAAGAUAUCACACACUACAAGAAAUCCACAGCUGGCUCGAUGAGCUAGCAGAGAGCUACCCUAAUAUUGUCACUCCAGCUUCGAUAGGAUUUUCAACAGAAAGACGUCAAAUCAAAGGUGUUAUAAUCGAUUUUAAACCUGGUCAACGAGGAGACGCACCACUUAUUGCGAUGAUAGAAGGUGGUAUACACUCUCGUGAAUGGAUUUCCCCGGCUACGGUCACUUGGAUUAUUAAAGAAUUCUUAACCAGCACCAACACUGAUGUGCGAAAUUUAGCAGAAACAUUUGUUUGGCAUAUAUUUCCGGUCGUAAACCCUGAUGGAUAUGUUUACACCUUUUCAGAUGACCGAAUGUGGAGAAAGAACCGGAACACAGUUAACUAUGUAAAUUGUACGAAUGUUGCCAAUGACUUGAGCAAUGGCAUAGACCUCAACCGGAAUUUUAAUUUCCUUUGGAUGACCACCGGUGCUUCUUCUGAUCCAUGCAUGCAGACAUUCGCCGGUCCCUCAGCGGGAUCUGAAUCUGAGACACAAGCGAUAUCCAACUACGUUCUUACUCUAAAGCAGACUGGAAACUUCAUUUACUAUUUCGCUUUCCAUUCUUAUUCUCAAAUGGUCCUUGUUCCCUAUAGCCAUGCUUCUGGUAGCCAGGUCCUAGAAGCAGAAAAUUACGCGGACAUGUUCGAAAUUGCUAUCCGUGGUGCUGACAAGCUAACUGAAAGACACGGUACACGGUAUACCGUUGGAACAUCAGCUGAUAUUUUAUACGAAGUCAGCGGUUCGAGUUUCGAUUGGGUUAAAGGCGUUGCUAAGAUACCAAUAGUGUAUCUGUUUGAAUUACGAGAUGUCGGUGAAUACGGAUUCCUGCUACCCGCUGAGCAAAUCAUUCCUAACAAUGAGGAAAUUGUCGACUGUCUACUUGAAAUGGAUAGAACGACGAGACGAAUUGGAUACUAUUCCAGUGCCGGUUCUAUGACUAGUUCUAUAAUUAUAGUAUUAUUAAGCACAGCGAUACUUAUUGUGAAGUAAAUAUUAAUUAUAAUUAAUAAACACACUUUU